Tarenaya hassleriana is the source of this 1672-nucleotide messenger RNA. RefSeq names its product transcription factor bHLH74-like. Gene Ontology annotation, biological process: regulation of DNA-templated transcription. The transcript is spliced from 9 exons. Bases 285 to 1406 code for a protein of 373 amino acids. Gene Ontology annotation, molecular function: DNA-binding transcription factor activity; protein dimerization activity. Gene Ontology annotation, cellular component: nucleus. The record is from RefSeq and is a predicted model, not a curated record. Lineage: Eukaryota; Viridiplantae; Streptophyta; Magnoliopsida; Brassicales; Cleomaceae.
CUCUCUCUCUCUCUGUUACCAUUAAGAUAAUUAUUGUACGUUGUUCAUUGUGCGUUUGGCUUUGGGUUCUAUUCUAUAAAGGUUGGAAUUUGAUGCUACUUUGCCGUUUGUUCACGUACCCCUCAACUUGGGUUCUUUUCCGGUUUUCAUUUGCCCAAUUCAACCACAUCAGAUCAGCAUUUGAUGCCAUGGCCUCCACCUCCAGUUAGCUUAUCAAGAGAGAUUCUUUGUGGAGAUAUAUCUUUGGGAUUGCUAGGGUUUUCGGCUGUUGAAAAUUCAGAGAAAUGGGUGGUGAAGAUGGUGAAAUGGGAUUCAAGCAUGGAGAUGAGACAGGGGUCGAAAUGACAUCAAUGCCCUUAUACGCAAAGGUGGAUCCUUUCUUUCCUUCUGCAGAUUGGGAUCCUGUCGUGUCUGCAAUGGUCUCGAGCAAUGGCUUCUCAAGUUCUCAUUACCCGUCUUUGGUAAUGGAGAAUCCAGGGAUGAGCGGCUUUGCUCAUUACCAAACCGGUUCGGGCUCGAGUUAUGCAGACAUGUCGGCUAGCCUUCUUCCUUAUGGAAACGUGCCUGAUUGCAACCGAAUCAGUCAUCGUCUUGGUUCAGACAAGAAAGGCGGAAGUGAAGGGAGACUGAUGAAAUCAGGUGAGGUCCAUGAAGACCAUCAAGUUUCAGGAGACACUGUUCUUGGUGCUUCAACUUGCAGAAAAAGAAGGCAACCCGAUUCAGAAAUGGUCCCUUCUUCACGAUGGAACAAGAAAGCUGUGGAGGAAAUUCGAAAGGACGAUCGGAUGGAAGAAGAUCAAAGCCAGAAGAAAAUGGAAUCUGAGAGGAACAUGUUUGAAGAUUCCGGUGGAAAGACACCGACAAAGGAGAUGAUGAACGAGGAGAACUCGCAGAGCGGAGAAGCUCCUAAAGAAAACUACAUUCAUGUCAGGGCAAGAAGGGGUCAGGCAACUAACAGUCACAGCCUUGCAGAAAGGGUUAGAAGAGAAAAGAUCAGUGAACGUAUGAGAUUGCUUCAAGAACUUGUCCCUGGAUGCAACAAGAUCACUGGAAAGGCGGUAAUGCUCGAUGAAAUCAUCAACUACGUCCAGUCGUUACAACAACAGGUCGAGUUUCUGUCCAUGAAGCUUGCGACGGUGAAUCCAGAACUCAACGUCGAUAUAGACAGAGUCCUCGCCAAAGACAUCCUUCUCCCGAGAGACAGAAACAUUCCUAUGCUUGGAAUGAAUCUUCAUCAUCCUUACGGCGCGAUGCCGAACAUCCCCACGAUGCAUCCGCAGUUUAGUCCAUUGUCUCAGACAGCGCUAGACACUGAACUGCAAAGCCUCUACCAAAUGGGGUUUGUUCCAAACUCCACGGAUAUUAACAGUUUCCCACCAAAUGGGAGAUUGAAACCCGAGAUCUAACCCAUCGAAGACGAUAGAUAUAGUCGUCGGAAGCGAUUCAAGAGUCUAAAGAACGAAAAUUUUUACUCUCUUUUCUUUUGUAUAGGUGGUAUUGAUUCUUAUGUCUGUGUUCUUCAACAUUUCUAAGCAGAAGAUAUGGUUUUUGUUCCACUUUCUGAUUGAUGUUUGGUUCCAUAUUUGUACCUGUAGAGCUUGGUUUCAUGAGUUUGUAAGAUUGUUUGGCUCACACUACCUAUUGAAAUGAAGUUCAUUUUGUUCAAUUUAUA